CAACGACUUUAAAAAUGAAAACGGAAGCAAUUCACAAGACCAACAGACCAAGCUUAACCUAAGAGAAUGGCUGGCAAGUUUGACAAGCAAGCUGAUUUUUACUUGAAUGGUAGGCCAACUUAUCCAACCGAGUGGUACUCUAUGCUGGCUGCUCUCACUCCUCACCACUCUUUAGCUUGGGAUGUUGGCACCGGCAAUGGCCAAGCUGCUAUUGGUAUUGCAGAGCAUUAUGAGCAAGUAGUUGGAACCGAUGUGAGUGAGGCUCAGUUGAAACUUGCAAUGCCACACCCUCGCAUUCGAUAUCUCCACACUCCAUUAUCCAUGACAGAUGAUGAAUUAGUGGCCUUGAUUGGAGGAGAAAAUUCAGUUGAUUUGAUUACUGUGGCCACAGCUGUCCACUGGUUUGAGCUCCCAAAGUUCUACUCCCUAGUGACACGGCUUCUAAGAAAGCCAGGAGGUGUAAUUGCUGUUUGGGCUUAUAAAGGCAUAGUAGUUAGUCCCAUUUUUGAUCCCAUAAUGAAGCGUUUUUAUGACACAACUCUUCCCUAUUGGGAACCAAAAAUAGAAAGUGUAUUUGAUGAUUAUAAGACACUUCCAUUUCCUUUUGAAAGUGUAGGUAUAGGAUGUGAGGGGAAACCACAACAACUAGAUAUACCACAAGAGGUGUCAUUUGAGAAAUUCUUGAAUAUGUUAAGGUCAUGGUCUCCAGUAAAUACAGCCAAAGACCAAGGUGUUGAUUUGUUAUCAGAAAGCGUGGUUAAAGAACUUGAAAGUGCUUGGGGAGGACCUACAUUGAUCAGAUCAAUAACCUAUAAGGGCUUUAUGCUUGCUGGAAAAGUUAAGCUUUAAUUUUUUUUU
Molecule: messenger RNA, 858 nt
Organism: Quercus robur (English oak)
Lineage: Eukaryota; Viridiplantae; Streptophyta; Magnoliopsida; Fagales; Fagaceae
Exons: 2
Coding region: 67-849 (260 amino acids)
Molecular function (GO): S-adenosylmethionine-dependent methyltransferase activity
Source: RefSeq, a predicted model, not a curated record